AUGAAAGCCAAGAUGCAGUCCAAGCUCCUCGUCGCCGCCGCCGUCACUGGCGCCCUGGCCAUCCAAGAUAUCUCCGGCUCCUUCCUCCAGAACUUCCGCCGCGGCUUCGAGGCUCUCGAUGCCCGCGAUGAAGCGGCCUGCAUCGGCGUCGCUGCCGUGGCCGCCACCAUAACCUCCGACUUCCCCCAGCUCCCCUCGGAGCUCGCCACCGCUAGCAACGUCAACAUCCCGCAGGUCACCGACCCGUGCAACUUCCCCUCCGUCACGGGCUCCGUGGGACAGGUCAUUACCUCCUACUCCUCCGCUCUGCAGUCCUGGCAGGACGCCCACAUCACCGAAAUCCGCUCGCUCUGGGCCGCCUGCAGCGACGUGCCUGCGUUCUCUGCCGUGCUCGCCGAGUACGGUACCGCCAUUUGCUCGACUGCGCUGGCGCCCCUUACUAGUCAGGACGCCGCCAGCGGCACCGCCGCCGCCACUGCAACGGCCACCGGUACUUCUACCGGUGAGGCUACUGGCGCUACUGCUUCUGGCGAGGCGGCUUCUACGACCGCAUCCCCCGCUGCCGCUGCGCCCCGUGAGACUGGCUUGCUCGUUGCCGCCGCCGCCGCCGCCGCCGGCUUCGUCGGCGCUGUCAUGCUGUAG
Messenger RNA from Colletotrichum spaethianum, 642 nucleotides. RefSeq lists its product as uncharacterized. The record is from RefSeq and is a predicted model, not a curated record. The transcript has a single exon. NCBI's taxonomy places the organism in Eukaryota, Fungi, Ascomycota, Sordariomycetes, Glomerellales, Glomerellaceae. Bases 1 to 642 code for a protein of 213 amino acids.